Messenger RNA from Phlebotomus argentipes, 852 nucleotides. RefSeq lists its product as uncharacterized. Bases 31 to 852 code for a protein of 273 amino acids. Gene Ontology annotation, molecular function: myosin light chain binding. The record is from RefSeq and is a predicted model, not a curated record. Gene Ontology annotation, biological process: spermatogenesis. NCBI's taxonomy places the organism in Eukaryota, Metazoa, Arthropoda, Insecta, Diptera, Psychodidae. The transcript is spliced from 2 exons.
GAGGGACUUAUUUUUUAUCUCUGUGUGAAAAUGAUCCACCAGCGGCGCUUCCGUGUGAAGAUGACCGUGGAAAUUGACGCCGUGACGUGUCCGGGUGUCUGGCUGUGUCCAUACGGGCGUGUGGAGCUGAUUUUUCGGACGCUGGGCUAUCACUUCAAGACAGGUGGCGCAGAGGCGCGCUUUCCGCUGCUCUUCCACGAGAAAUUCCACCUGGACGGCUUCUAUCGCGAGUCUGGUGACACCUUGGCGGCUCUGGAAGCACGACUGGCGUGCGAGAGGGUUGAUUUUGCGCUUUAUCAGCGCGGCACGAGGCUGGCAUUCUUCACAGGACAGCUGGGCACACUCUUGCGCUCCGCCACGAAUACCUGUCAUCCGGAAAUCCAUGCACAGGUGCUGAUGCGGCCAACACAGUCCUUUCCCGGCGUCAUAUCACCCAAGAUCCAGCUCAUGACGCGGGUACAGGUGCUUGAGGAUGCGCCAGGAAGGCCAUCGAAGGUGUAUUACAUCAUCUUCAAUGCCAAUGUGAGCAGAAUUGAGCGACCGUGCGACGUGGCGGCGUCUCAGCGGUACCACAGGAGCCCCUGGAGGCGGCAGCGGCCGGUGUGCCAUGUCAGAGAGGCGACAGAAGCUGGGCAUUCGUCAAGCUACCCACAUCACUUUCUGCCCAUCUGCCAGAGGCGUAGGCAGAGCGCCGAUCGAUCCGACGACGAGGACUCUGCAUCCUGUGCGCACUAUGACGAAGACACGUCUUUGGUCCACAAAUGCCCAUUCCAGGAAGUCAAGCACUCCUCUGCGUCCUGCGAAAUCUGUCUGGAGUACAGAAAUCGAUUCAGUCGUCAGUCUUCUUUGUAG